GUCGGACGUAUUAAGGUGUAACAACGGCGUUUUCCAAACAUCCGCCGUGGCUCGCAGUGUUAUGAAAGCAUGAUUAGCAUGCACGGUCCAGACUGCGCCACCCCGGACGCCACCCGACCGAUGGCCUAGUUUUCAUGGCUUAUUUCGGACCUCGGCUGGGAGUGUCACGCAUCUUCCCGCCCCGUGUGUCCGCCUUCAGACUCCUCGGCACGGUCAGGAUGGACGACAUGGGUCUGGCAGUGGGUCGGUCCGCUUUGGAGCGGCUCGACUUCGACAACGUCGUCCUCAAGAAACUUCCCGUGGACCCGUCCGAAGAGCCGGGGGUGCGACUGGUGAAAGGAGCGUGUUUCUCCCGGGUCAAGCCGGAGCCGCUGAGCAGCCCUCGGUUCGUGGCCGUGUCGCGCGGAGCCCUGGCGCUGCUGGGGCUCGACGGAGACGAGGUCACGAGCGAUCCCCUCGGACCGGAGUACCUGAGCGGGUCCAAAGUCAUGCCCGGCUCCGAGCCCGCGGCGCACUGCUACUGCGGUCACCAGUUCGGACAGUUCGCCGGGCAGCUGGGGGACGGGGCUGCCUGCUACCUCGGAGAGGUGAAGGUUCCUCCGGGACAGGACCCGGAGUUGCUCCGGGAAAACCCAAGCGGCCGGUGGGAGAUUCAGGUGAAGGGAGCCGGACUGACUCCCUAUUCCAGGAAAGCCGAUGGCCGAAAAGUCCUGCGGUCCAGCAUAAGAGAAUUCCUUUGCAGCGAGACGAUGUUCUUCCUCGGUAUUCCCACCACCAGAGCAGGCUCCGUGGUUACCUCCGACAGCAAGGUCAUAAGGGACGUCUACUACAGCGGCAACCCCCGUUACGAGAGGUGCUCAGUGGUCCUCCGCAUCGCUCCCACCUUCCUCAGGUUCGGAUCCUUUGAGAUCUUCAAGCCGGCCGACGAGUUCACGGGGCGGCAGGGUCCCAGUUAUGGACAGGAACAGAUCCGAGGUCAGAUGUUGGAUUAUGUCAUCGAGAUGUUUUAUCCUGAAAUCCAAGAGAGCCACCCAGACCGGGUGGAGAGAAACGUGGCUUUCUUCAGAGAGGUGAUGUGUCGUACAGCUCGACUCGUGGCUCAGUGGCAGUGUGUGGGAUUCUGCCACGGCGUUCUGAACACCGACAACAUGAGUGUGUUGGGACUCACUCUGGACUAUGGUCCAUAUGGCUUCAUGGACAGGUUCGAUCCAGACUUCAUUUGCAACGCGUCAGACAACUCUGGGCGAUAUUCAUACAAGGCGCAGCCGGCUAUCUGCCGGUGGAACCUGGUGAAGCUGGCAGAGGCUCUGGCUCCAGAGCUGCCAGAGGAUCGGGCCAAAGCCGUGAUAAAUGAGUACCUGGAUUGUUUCAAUCGCUUCUACCUGGAGAACAUGAGGAGGAAACUGGGCUUGCUCAAAAAGGAGGAGCCCGAGGAUGAGAUCCUGAUCACCGAACUGCUACGGACAAUGCACGACACAGGUGCUGACUUCACCAACACCUUCCGUAGCUUAGCUGAGAUUUCCUGUCCAUCAGAGGGAGACACUGAGCUAGAAAAGGAGGUCGUUAAGAACGCCACAGAACUCCUUGUUGCUCAUUGUGCUUCUUUAGAGGAGCUGAAGUCGGCGAACACACCCACAAUGGAUCCACGUGAAUUGGCAAUGUUGCUGUCGAUGGCUCAGAGCAACCCGUCUCUGUUUGAGAUGAUCUCGGACAGGGCGACCAUAGCGAGGCAGCUGGACAGAAUGAGCAAACUGAAAGUCCUGAUGGAGACCAGCGAGGAGGAGCUGAGAUCCAGGCAGGUUCAGGAGUGGACCUCCUGGAUCACUCUCUACAGGAAACGUCUGGCCCGGGAGCUGGAGGGUCAGAGUGACGUGCAGGCCGUCCGGGAGGAGAGGGCGAGGGUGAUGAACGGCACCAACCCUCGCGUGGUCCUCAGGAACUACAUUGCUCAGAACGCGAUAGAGGCUGCAGAGAACGGGGACUUCUCUGAGGUUCAGCGGGUCCUCAAGGUUCUGGAGAAGCCUUUCUCUUCUCAGCCGGGACUGGAACUUCCUGCCUGGGUGGGUUCGCGGGGGAGCUCCGCACGAGCGGAAAGGGAGGACGGCGAGGAGCAACAGCAGGGAGCCGCCGCACCGUUGAAAGCCGCAGACCCUGUGCCGUACGACAGCAAGCCCCCGGCUUGGGCACGCCAGAUCUGCGUCACAUGAUCUUCAUAAACUUCCUCGAUUGCUGUCCUGCCUAAUAGAACAAGAGAGUUGGAAGGUGUUGGUUGAUCUUUUUUUUUUUUUUACACCUUUUAUAUCCCUGUACUAUUUUACUCGCUGUCCAGCUUUCUUUUCAGCUUGGGCAAGGCAGCAACGAGGGAGUUAAAACAGGAGUGGCUCUUCACAGAUUAGCAUUAUGACACAAAACAGACAGGAGGUGAAGAGGUGACGCGCUUCUUCCAUUGCUCAAGGUUUCCAAAUUUCAGCUGCCGGGGUUUUUAUUUUUAGACAUUUAUUAACGCGGAAGGCAAAAGGCGUGUGGAGCUCAGUCGUGGCUCUGAAUGUAUAUAAGCAGCUUCCAGAGAGAAGAGGCCUUUUGAAUGCGUUUGUUUGGAGGGCUGUUUUAGUUCCAACCUUACAGAAACCAAAGUUGGCUCACCUCCAUCCUGUCUGUUCAGUGUCCCUUCUGCUAUUAAUGAUGAUUCAGGCAACAAGUCCCACGUUGACCUGCCUGCCUCUGACAAACUGUGGCUUGUCACUUCAAUAGAAUACCAAAUAUUAUGAGCACUGUGUAAGUUUAUAAGGAAACGAAAAGCUUCCGUGCAAAAACACGCACAACAAAAGUGAAUGAGAUGCUUUUUUUUUCUUGGAUGCUUGGGGUUCACAACAUCAUUUUUUUUUUUUUUUUUUCUAUGAAAUAUAAUGGGAUGUAAAUGUUUACUCACCUUGAAAAAUAUUGCCAUUGCUAUUUUCAGACAGUACCUGGAAUGUAGAGCUAGGCUCUUCGUCAGCCAUAACCUUACCUGUUUUUAUUAAAUAGACCUCUUGGCAGA
Messenger RNA from Fundulus heteroclitus (mummichog), 3037 nucleotides. RefSeq names its product selenoprotein O1 (gene selenoo1). The transcript has 9 exons. NCBI's taxonomy places the organism in Eukaryota, Metazoa, Chordata, Actinopteri, Cyprinodontiformes, Fundulidae. The record is from RefSeq and is a predicted model, not a curated record.